AUGGCGUCGAAUAAGCCCAACAAGUUGGCGUUCUUGAGCAUGCCGGCUCCGGCGUCCUAUGUCGCGGGUUUGGGUCGAGGUGCAUCUGGUUUUACGACUCGUUCGGAUAUUGGUCCUGCACGUGAAGGUCCCUCGGCCGAAGCCAUUGCAGAAGCUCAAGCGAAACGCGGCGAGGAAGAGGUCGACCCAGAGCAAUUCCAAGAUCCGGAUAACGAAUAUGGAUUGUUUGCGGGUACGACGUACGAGGCGGAUGACGAGGAGGCGGAUAAGAUCUACGAUAUGGUCGACCAGAACAUGGACGCUCGGCGACGCGCGCGGAGGGAAGCACGCGAAGAAGCCGAACUAGCGAAAGAGCGCGCCGCGCGCCCCAAGCUGCAACAACAAUUCGCAGACCUCAAGCGCGGGCUGUCCGCCGUGACGGACGCCGAAUGGGAGAAUAUUCCAGAGGUGGGCAAUCUCACGCGCAAGAAGCGGAAGAGGGACGAGAGGUCAUUUGUUGUACCCGACAGUGUGCUUGUGGGAGCUAGAGCUGGCGGGGAGUACGAGAAUGCUUUGGAUCCCAUGCAGCAGGAGACUGGUGGACUCGUUACGCCUGCAGAUGGCGAGACUACGGAUAUCGUCAAGUUCGCGCAGGCUCGAGACAAGUUCCUCUCCGUUCGACUCGACCAGGUUUCCGGAACAUCGACCUCCUCCGGCCUUGCCACUUCCGUCGACCCCAAGGGCUACCUAACCUCCCUCGACAGCGUCCAACUCAAGUCCGACGCCGAAAUCGGCGACAUCAAACGUGCACGCAUGCUCUUCGAGUCCCUCGUCAAGUCCAACCCCAAGCAUGCGCCAGGAUGGAUAGCGGCAGCCGCAUUGGAGGAGCACGCGGGGAGGAUGGUCCAGGCGAGGAAGUUGAUCAAGAUGGGGUGCGAGCACUGUGCGAAGAACGAGGAUAUUUGGUUGGAGGCGGCCAGGCUACACCAAAACAACGACGCGAAAGUGAUUCUCGCCAACGCCGUCCAACACGUCGGCCAAUCCGUCAAAAUCUGGCUCGCUGCCGCCGACCUCGAAUCUGACGUAAACGCUAAGAAGCGCGUCCUGCGAAAAGCGCUCGAGCACAUCCCCAACUCCGUCCGUCUUUGGAAGGAAACCGUCAACCUCGAGUCUUCGGCGGCCGACGCGAGGAUUCUGUUGGCGAGGGCUGUGGAGGUUAUACCGCUGAGCGUGGAGCUGUGGUUGGCGCUUGCGAGGUUGGAGACGCCCGAGAAGGCUAAGGCUGUCCUCAACAAAGCAAGGAAAGCCAUUCCGACGAGUCAUGAGAUUUGGAUCGCGGCGGGACGGCUGCUCGAGCAGGAAGCCUACACGAAAGAAGACGGGCCGGAUAAGGACAAGAUCUUGAACCUGGUCGACAAGACGAUCGGCGCGGCCGUGUCCGAACUACGCAAGCAUCGCGUGUUGCUCACGCGUGAACAGUGGUUGAAGGAGGCGGAGAAAGCUGAGGGCGAAGGCAGCCCGCGGACGAGCGAGGCGAUUGUCAAAGCCACGGUUGCGAUGGACGUCGAGGAGGAGGACCGACUCGAUACGUGGGUCGCCGACGCCGAUGCUGCGGAAGAGCGCGGUAAAGUCGGCACCGCGCGCGCGAUACUCGCGUACGCUCUGCGCGUGUUCCCUGACAAACAAUCUCUUUGGCGCCGUGCAGCCGACCUCGAAAAGGCGCACGGUACACCAGCUGCGCUCGACGCGGUUCUCGAGCGCGCCACGCACAACUGUCCGCAAGCCGAAGUGCUGUGGUUGAUGUGGGCCAAGGAGAAGUGGUUGGCUGGAGACGUACCGCGUGCCCGAGAGGUGCUCGAGAAGGCGUUCGUUGCCAAUUCUGAGAGCGAGCAGAUUUGGUUGGCUGCUGUCAAGCUUGAGGCGGAGAACGGUGAGCUUGGAGUGGCGAGGGAGUUGCUUGUGCGCGCGAGAACGGUGGCUGAUACCGAGCGGAUCUGGAUGAAGUCCGCCGUCUUCGAGCGCCAACAAGGCCAACUAGACGCCGCCCUAAAGACCGUCGAAACAGCCCUAUCCAAAUACCCCAAAUUCGCAAAACUGUACAUGAUCCAAGGCCAACUCUACACCUCCCUCUCCCAAACACCCAAAGCGCGCGCAUCGUACGCAGCAGGCUUAAAAGCCUGCCCCAAAGACACCACCCUCUGGAUCCUGGCGUCGAGGCUGGAGGAGAAGGACGGAAAGAGUAUCAGGGCGCGUGCGAUAUUGGAUAAGGCGCGGUUGCUGAAUCCGAAGAAUGAGAGGCUUUGGGCGGAGGCGGUUGAUGUUGAGGAGAGGGCGGGCGGGAAGGAGCAGGCUAAGACGAUGCUUGCGCGCGGGCUGCAAGAGUGCCCUGAAUCCGGCUUACUAUGGAGCGCGGCGAUCUGGGCUGAACCCCGUCCGUCGCGCAAAACGCGUUCCAUCGACGCGCUGAAGAAAGCGCAGGACGACCCGCUGGUGAUAUGCACCGUCGCGCGACUCUUCUGGUCCGAGCGUAAAAUCGAGAAAGCGCGGACGUGGUUCGGGCGCGCGAUCAGUGCCGAUAGGGAUCUGGGCGAUGCGUGGGCUUGGUGGGUCAAGUUCGAGCGGCAGCAUGGGACGGCGGAGCAUGUUGAGGAGGUUAUUAAGGGCGCUGUGGGCGCUGAGCCGCAUCAUGGGGCUGUGUGGCAGGGUGUCGCGAAGGAUGAUGCGAAUAGGGGGAAGAGUACGAGGGAGAUUUUGGAGUUGGUUGUUGCUGCUCUGCGCUGA
Molecule: messenger RNA, 2760 nt
Organism: Peniophora sp. CBMAI 1063
Lineage: Eukaryota; Fungi; Basidiomycota; Agaricomycetes; Russulales; Peniophoraceae
Source: the annotation of a GenBank genome assembly